Hydra vulgaris (swiftwater hydra) is the source of this 728-nucleotide messenger RNA. RefSeq lists its product as uncharacterized. The record is from RefSeq and is a predicted model, not a curated record. Lineage: Eukaryota; Metazoa; Cnidaria; Hydrozoa; Anthoathecata; Hydridae.
AGUAGUCACGUGAUCAAAUCUAGUGCAAAACAAAUUUUUAAAUGGCGUUUUCUGAAGAACUUUUUACAGGCGAAACGCUUGAUUAUAUAAUAAAUAUUAAUGCUGAUGAUGAAUUAAAUCCAGAUUUGCAAGAAUAUUUUGAUAAUGCAUUAUUAGAGGUAACCGAUAUUGGAGACUUCAAGUGCAAAAUUUGCAAAUCCAAAACGUAUAAAACAAAAGGAGGCUUAGCACGACACAAUAAAAACAAACAUACCAUAAAGAGUCUUACAGAUAUGCAUUAUAAUGAUUUUGUCACAGAUAUAAAAAAAAUUGUUGCAGAAACUAAAGCUGAUUUGUCAACAAAUAAAUGUUAUCCUCAAGAAGUUAUUUCAGAAAUAAAAGACUUUGAAAUAAAAAUAACAGAAAACUUUUUUGAUGAAAUAAGAAAAAUGUCAAAAAAAUUAAAAUCAUCUGGAAAUGCUGAAAAGUAUUAUUCCAACUUUUAUAGCAAUAUUGUUCUCUUUUCAGACACAUAUUUUAAUCUAAAGAAACCUGCAUCAACAGUAUUUACAACAAAGUUAUGCAAUAAAUUAUUUCAGCAUUUUCAAAGCUCUCCUUCAAAGAAUGUUGAAGUUGAAGAAAUUUCACCACGUGAAGUGGAUGGAUUAAAAUAUUUGUCUGGGUAUGUUAUAAGAAAUCUACUUAAAAAGGCAAAAACAACAAAAAAUUACAAAAGCCAGUACAAUUAA